Molecule: messenger RNA, 3146 nt
Organism: Solea solea (common sole)
Lineage: Eukaryota; Metazoa; Chordata; Actinopteri; Pleuronectiformes; Soleidae
Product: zinc finger protein 189-like
Exons: 8
Coding region: 245-3013 (922 amino acids)
Biological process (GO): regulation of transcription by RNA polymerase II
Cellular component (GO): nucleus
Molecular function (GO): DNA-binding transcription activator activity, RNA polymerase II-specific; RNA polymerase II cis-regulatory region sequence-specific DNA binding
Source: RefSeq, a predicted model, not a curated record
CUGCUAAUAUAAUAUGACAUAAUAGGUAUUUGUUCCCUUUUUUUCCUGUUGUGCUGCAGUUCCAUCUUCCACACCACGAGGUGGCAGUGGUUUGGCCACUUAAAACUCAAAGAACAGGAAACGGAAAUAGCGCAUCGAGCUAGCGCUGUUAGCUCAGUUUGUUGCUACGAAAAUAGAAAGACAUUACGGUGUGUUUUUAUUAAUGUGUCGCGGUUAAAUACUGACUGUUUUUAAAUAAGCAGCGAUGCCUUCGCUUCGUCGUUUGAGAGAGUUGAUUAGCGAGCGACUAACUGCUGCCGCUGAAGAAAUAUUCACACACGUAGAGAAUUUAAUCGUCGAAUACGAGGAAGAGGUGGAUCGUCAGCGAAAACUGUUGGAGAUCGUUAGUAAACCUCGAGUCAGGUUACAGCGGAUAGAGCUUCCACAGCAGCACGUCGAGAAUGAGCAGCAGCUCUGUAACCAGGAGUGGAACUCCAGUCUGGACCAGGAGGAACCAGAGUCUCUACAGAUUAAAGAGGCCCCGAAGGAAAUCUGCAGCAGUCAGGAGCAGGAGCAUCUUGAAAUAAAGGAGGAGGCUGAUACCUUGAGAAAUAUCACAGAGCCUCCACAGCAGCAUGUCUAUAAUGAGGAGGAGGUUCUCACUGAGCAGCAGCUCUGGAACGAGGAGUGGAACUCCAGUCUGGACCUGGAGGAACCAGACUCUCUACAGAUUAAAGAGGACGAAGGGGAAAUCUGCACCAGUCAGGAGCAGUUUGAACUAAAGGAGGAGGCUGAUACCUUUAUGUUGUCUCCUGAUAAUGAAGAAGGUGAUCACAUGGAACCAGACACUGACCACCAGCUCCUCUCUCCUGUAGCUGAGAGUCAAGAUCAGACAGUCCACAUGAGAAAUAUUACAGGUGAAAAGCCCCAUAUGUGCAGCUUUUGUGAGAAGAGCUUUAGGUGGAAAUAUUCCUUGAUAAGACACAUCCGAAUUCACACAGAACUUCCAUUGAAAGAUGUUCUUCAGGAGGAGGAGGAGGUUCUCACUGAUCAGCAGCUCUGUAACCAGGAAAGGAACUCCAGUCUGGACCAAGAGGAACCAGAGUCUCUACAGAUUAAAGAGGAAGAGGAGGAAAUCUGCAUGAGUCAGGAGCAGGAGCAGCUUGAAUUAAAGGAGGAGGCUGAUACCUUUAUGUUGACUCCUGAUAAUGAAGAAAGUGAUCACAUGGAACCAGAACCAGACCCUGACCACCAGCUCCUCUCUCCUGUAGCUGAGAGUCAAGACCAGACAGUCCACAGGAAAAAUAUCACAGAGCUUCCACAGCAGCAUGUCUAUAAUGAGCAGAACUUCUGUAACCAGGAGAGGAACUCCAGUCUGGAGUCUCUACAGAUUAAAGAGGAAGAGGAAAUCUGCACCAGGCAGGAGAAGCUUGAAUUAAAGGAGGAGGCUGAUACCUUUAUGUUGACUCCUGAUAAUGAAGAAAGUGAUCACAUGGAACCAGAACCAGACACUGACCACCAGCUCCUCUCUCCUGUAGCUGAGAGUCGAGAUCAGAUAGUCCACAUGAGAAAUAUCACAGAGCUUCCACGGCAGCAUGUCUAUAAUGAGCAGCAGCUCUGUGACCAGGAGUGGAACUCCAGUCUGGACCAGGAGGAACCAGAGUCUCUACAGAUUAAAGAGGAAGAGGAGGAAAUCUGCACCAGUCAGGAGCAGGAGCAGCUUGAACUAAAGGAGGCCAAUAACUUCAUGUUGAUUCCUGAUGAUCAAGAAAGUGAUCACAUAGAACCAGACACUGACCACCAGCUCCUCUCUGCUGUAGCUGAGAGUCAAGAUCAGACAGUCCACAUGAGAAAUAUUACAGGUGAAAACCACCAUAUGUGCAACUUUUGUAAGAAGAGCUUUAGGUGGAAAAAUUCCUUGAUAAGACACGUAAGAAUUCACACAGAGCUUCCACAGCAGCAUGUCUAUAAUGAGCAGAACUUCUGUAACCAGGAGAGGAACUCCAGUCUGGAGUCUCUACAGAUUAAAGAGGAAGAGGAGGAAAUCUGCCCCAGGCAGGAGCAUCUUGAAUUAAAGGAGGAGGCUGAUACCUUUAUGUUGACUCCUGAUAAUGAAGAAAGUGAUCACAUGGAACCAGAAUCAGACACUGACCACCAGCUCCUCUCUGCUGUAGCUGAGAGUCAAGACCAAACAGUCCACAGGAGAAAUAUCACAGAACUUCCACUGAAAGAUGUUCUUCAGGAGGAGGAGGUUCUCACUGAGCAGUGGCUCUUUAACCAGGAAAGGAACUCCAGUCUUGACCAAGAGGAACCACAGUCUAUACAGAUUAAACUGGAAGAGGAGGAAAUCUGCACCAGUCAGGAGCAGCUUGAAGUGAAGCAGGAAGCGGGUACCUUUACGUUGAUUACCAUAGCUGAGAGUCAAGAGCGGACAAAUAUUACAGAUGAAAAGCCCCAUAUGUGCGACAUUUGUAAGAAACGCUUUGCACGCAAAAACAACCUGAGGACCCACAUGAGAACUCACACAGGUGAGAAGCCAUAUUGUUGUGAAACUUGUGGAAAGUGUUUUCGACAAUCGACGCAUUUGAGAGGUCACAAAACAAUUCACAUAGGUGAGAAUUCCCAUGUGUGCAACAUUUGUAAGAAAUGCUUUAGGUAUAAAUAUGUCUUGAUUAAUCACAUGAGAUCUCACACAUGGGAUAGGCCUUUUUCUUGUGAAACAUGUGGAAUGUGUUUUCAGCACUCUGAAAAUUUGACAAGACACAAAAUAAUUCACUCAGGUGAGAAGCCCCAUGUUUGUCAUAUCUGUGAGAAAGGCUUUGCCCGCAAAAUAAAUUUGAAGAUCCACACGAGAACUCACACAGGUGAGAAGCCAUAUUCUUGUGAAACAUGUGGAAAGGGCUUUCGACAAUGUUCAGAUUUGACUAAACACAAACGAAUUCACACAGGCGAGAAGCCUCAUAGUUGUAAUAUUUGUGAGAAAAGCUUUGUGCUUAAAAAAAAUUUGAAGAACCACAUAAGAACUCACAGGUGAGAAGACGCCAUAUACCAAUGACGUGGAUGGUCACAGAAUGUUAUGGAGCGUCAUUUAUUUGAAAACUGCUGAUUGAAAUUGAUUGUACUCAAUUCCAUUGUAAAUUGUUUUGAAUAAAAUGUCUGCUAAAUGA